Molecule: messenger RNA, 1807 nt
Organism: Lactuca sativa (garden lettuce)
Lineage: Eukaryota; Viridiplantae; Streptophyta; Magnoliopsida; Asterales; Asteraceae
Product: histidine kinase CKI1-like
Biological process (GO): phosphorelay signal transduction system; phosphorylation
Molecular function (GO): transferase activity, transferring phosphorus-containing groups
Source: RefSeq, a predicted model, not a curated record
UCUCGAUUAACCAUUAUAUAUAUAACUAACUAAGAAUGUAUGUUUAUGUUAUGUGGAUUAAUCAGGUAUACUCAGCUCUAUUCUUGAUACAAGUAAAAUAGAAGCUGGGAAGAUGGAGCUGGAAGAAAAAGAGUUCGACUUGACAAAAGUAGUUGAGGGUGUGGUUGAGUUGUUCUAUCCUGUUGGUCUGAAAAAGGGAGUGGAUGUGAUUUUGGAUCUCCAAGUCAACAAAUUUUCUCAAGUCAAAGGGGAUGAAGGCAGGCUUAAACAGAUAUUGUCAAACCUACUCAGCAAUGCUAUCAAAUUUACUUCAGAGGGUAAUGUGUAUGUUCGUGCUUGGGCCAGGAAGCGUAGAUUGCAGAAUUCAAGAUGCGCACAUGAUGAAGAAUCUGCAGGAUGCUGCUUGUUGUUUAGAACCACCGAAGCGAUAGAUGAAGUCCAUCACCAUCACCAUGAUGAUCCUAAUUCCAUGGAAUUCGUAUUUGAAGUAAACGAUACUGGAAAGGGUAUUCCCAAAGAGAAACAAGCGUCUAUCUUUGAAAACUACGUUCAGGUCAAAGAAACGGAAACGGCUCCUAAAAUUGAAGGCACUGGAUUAGGCCUUGGAAUCGUCCAGUCUCUGGUACGAUUGAUGGGCGGAGAGAUAAGCAUAGUUGACAAGGAAGUGGGUGAAAAGGGCACAUGCUUCAGGUUCAGUGUUGUAUUUAAGGCUUGUGUAUCUGAUCUCAGUGAAGACAACAAGACUGUGAAAAGCUCUCCUCCUAAACAAGGCUAUAAUUCUUCUAUAGUUGUUCUCUUCAUUAGCAGUGAUGAAAGGCGUAAGAUGGCACAAAAUUUUAUAGCAGAGCAAGGAAUUAAAGUUUUAGCAGUGAAAAACAUAUGCCAACUUUCAGAAAGUCUCCGGGAGUUUAGACGACAAGAAGAGGAACAAAACAGAUCAUCAUCUGAUUUAAGUUUAAGUUUUGGGUACCUGAACUGGCCCACACUUACACUCACAUCAAAUGGAGUUCAAGCCCGAAAAAGGAAUGAUAAUGAAGCAAGUCAUGUACCAAAUUUCAUAUUGCUUGUGAUCGAUACAACACGGGUUGACUUCAAUGAGCUAUGCAAAGCAGUUGCUGAAUUCAGAAAAGACUCCAAGAAUGCAUGUUCUAGAAUCGUCUGGUUAGGUUCUAAGUGCAUUCAACUCCAAGGCCUCGACCAGAAGAAGCUUCCCCCGUCUGACAUCAUCAUACCCAUGCCGCUCCAUGGCUCACGUCUACACUCGUUGAUACAUCUUCUUCCAGAAUUUGGGGCACCAACACAUGCAAAUCAUCAGCAAAUGACAAAACGGAAUCGCACCCAAGAAGAGGAGGAAAUUGUAAGGUUUUCGAUGAGCAGUAGCAGCCCUUUGAGAGGGAAAAAAGUGUUGGUGGCAGAAGAUGAUUCUCUGCAGCAGAUGAUAGCCAAGAAGAUACUUUUGAAGCUUGGCGUCAGUUUUGAGAUGUGCAGAAACGGGAAAGAAGCUUUCGCCAUGGUCACCAAAGGGCUAAGUCAUCAAAGAAACCUCGGAGCUUCACAUAUUCUUCCAUAUGAAUAUGUCUUUAUGGAUUGUCAGAUGCCGGAAAUGGAUGGUUGUGAAGCAACAAGACUGAUACGACUGGAGGAGAAAGAUUAUGGUGUGCACAUCCCGAUCAUUGGAUUAACAGCACAUGCAGAGGGGGUGGAACUAAACAGGUUUAUUGAAGCGGGAAUUGACAUCAAUAUAUCCAAACCACUAAACGAGCACAAGAUAUUAAAAGUGAUCGAAGACCUCCACACAAGAAAAUGA